GGUACAAACUCAAGAACCCCCUGCAAUUCCCUCACGAACCUCCAGGGGUUCACAAACUUCACUUUGGGAAACCAUUCAUUAACAUAGGCUACUCAUUAAAUCCUGUCUAACGUGUUAAACUACUUUUGUGAAACUCAUUUGAAACCUCCUAUGAAACUUUUUGUUUCGCUUGUGCAGACAGAACGUAGUAGGCUACUAGUAUCUGUAAUGUUCUCUCUGACCCUGGAAUCAUAAAAUAUUUCCCCCCCACAGGACCAGGUUGAGAAGAUGGAGAGAACAACCACGCAGAAAAUCCAGGAGAAACAGAAAACUAUAGAGGAGCUGAAGCUGGUUGUGAAAACUCUGAAGCACUCUGCUCAGACAACAGUGGAGCACAGUGAGAAGAUCUUCACUGAGCUCAUCAUCUCUAUUAGGAACAGACAGCAUGAGGUGACACAGCUGAUCAGAGAUCAGGAGAGGACUGAAGUGAGUCGAGCUGAAGGACUCCUGGAGCAGCUGGAGCAGGAGAUCGCUGAUCUCCAGAUGAGAGACACAGAGCUGGAUCGAGAUCCACACACACAGAAUCAUUUGCAUUUCAAGAAUCUCUCUGCUUCUUCUGAAUCUGAGUCGUCAUCCACUAUGACUGUUAGUCAUGUUCAGUUUGAUGGCUUAAAGAAAUCUCUCUCUGAUCUAAAACAACAUUUUGAAGAUUUUUGUCAGGAGGAGAUCAGUAAAAUCAUCUCUUUUGUGGCAAGAAUUCAGAUUUUACCAUUAACCAGGAAUCAUUUUAAACAGUAUUUUUGCAGCUUCACCCUUGAUCCCAACACAGCGGGUGAACACCUCAUCCUCUCUGAGAACAACAGACAGAUGACUUACCCUGAGCAUCGUGGGAGAUAUAAGUUCCCCUGUAAGGUGUUUUGUAAGGAGAGUGUGUUUGGACGCUGUUACUGGGAGGUGGAGUGGAGCGGGAGAUGUGUGCACAUAUCAGUCUCAUAUAAAGAAAAGAGAGACAGAGGAAAGGGAUCAGUCGGUAUGUUUGGAAACAACAACACAUCUUGGAGUCUACAAUGUUUUCCCAAGCCUGUUUUCUGGCAUAAGAGCAUAAAAACUGAGAUCUCAAGCCCUCUGUCCUCUAGGGUGGGUGUGUAUGUAGAUCACAAUGCAGGAACUCUGUCUUUCUACAGUGUCUCUGAUACAGUGACCCUUCUGCACCGUGUCCAGACCACAUUCACUCAGCCCCUUUAUCCUGGGUUUUGGUUCAGUGCAUCAGGUUUUGGAGAUCUGCUCAAUCUAGACACCAAAGUGUUCUCCUCAGUGAAACUGUGUGAUCCAUAAACAAGUAUUGUGAUCCCCUUAUCUAAAAGCACCUUUACUCAUAUUUAAACAUUAACAUAUAUAAACAAAGUACUAAAAUGUUAUCACAAAUAUAUGAUGUAUAUGUAUGAUAGGAAUUAUUAUAUUUUGUAGAAUAACAUUUUUUAAUGAGAUGAAAAUGUGUUUGUAAAACUUGUUUUUUCUUCUUUAUGUUGACUCUCAUUGUCUGGAAGACUUCAGGAGAAUCUCAGCUGAGCAAUAAAACAAGACAAUCCUAAUAAAGUAAACUUCUUUUUUUAUUUUAUUCUAAAAUGUCCCCAUGUUUUCUGCUUGAUUCUUUAAACUGCAUAGACGUUAUUAGGCGUAAACGUUGUUCUCAAAAAAUGUAAUAAGGGAAAUAUAUAUGUACUGAACGGAACACUGUAUGCAAUGUAAGGUAUAUUGAGUUAUGGUUUCUUGUCUAGGGAUUUCCUUACCAAAAGGAGUUCAUGAUAUUGUAGUGUGAUUUUAAUCUAUAAAAUUGUUUUAAAUAAAAUAAUUGAAAUGUAGUAACAAAAAUAUCACUGAAUAUUUCACAAGUGAAACAAAAUUC
Messenger RNA from Carassius gibelio (silver crucian carp), 1885 nucleotides. Its product is annotated as tripartite motif-containing protein 16-like. The coding region runs from base 268 to 1314 and encodes 348 amino acids. Lineage: Eukaryota; Metazoa; Chordata; Actinopteri; Cypriniformes; Cyprinidae. The transcript is spliced from 5 exons. The record is from RefSeq and is a predicted model, not a curated record. Gene Ontology annotation, molecular function: protein binding.